Messenger RNA from Ixodes scapularis (black-legged tick), 1649 nucleotides. Its product is annotated as succinyl-CoA:3-ketoacid coenzyme A transferase 1, mitochondrial. The transcript has 14 exons. Gene Ontology annotation, molecular function: succinyl-CoA:3-oxo-acid CoA-transferase activity. The record is from RefSeq and is a predicted model, not a curated record. Bases 134 to 1555 code for a protein of 473 amino acids. Gene Ontology annotation, biological process: ketone body catabolic process. Gene Ontology annotation, cellular component: mitochondrion. Lineage: Eukaryota; Metazoa; Arthropoda; Arachnida; Ixodida; Ixodidae.
CCGAACUCCGACGCACCUGUUUGUUUACGUUCAGCGAUUUGAGCCUCUCGUUUAGGUUCGCCUCAUCUGCGCGCUUUGUGCCCACCACGCUACGUCAACCCUCCCAGCGGCUUCACAUGCGAACAGCACAGUCAUGGCAUUUACAGCGAUAGUUACCAGGUCCUUCUCGCGAGCCACGGACAUCAUAUCUUUUACCUCAGGAGCGUCUCGCAACCCUCAGAUGGGUCGUUUUACAAGAUUAAUCAGAAGGUUGUGCAUCUACGCCUCAGCGGAUGAAGCUGUCAAAAACAUCAAAAGUGGAUCCAGUGUGCUCAUCGGAGUCCUUACUCACGAACUCACCGAACUCGUGAACUCACCGAACGCCCCUCACCGAAGUCAUGAACUCACCGAACUCAUGCACUUCACUCAACCUCAAACUCGUUUCGCUCCGUGCGGGUUUCCGGAAGCUCUGGUGACUGCACUGUCCAGGAGGUCAGUCAAGGACCUGAUGAUCGUCUCAAAUUCUUGCGAAAGCGGAGACUCCGGAAUCAGCCAUCUCCUCAAGGCAAAGCAGGUAAAAAGUGUGAUUACCUCAUUCGUGGACGGUAAUCCCGAAUUCAAGAAGCAAUACCUUUCCGGAGAGAUCGAGCUGGAAUUUUCUCCUAUGGGAACGCUAGCCGAAAGGGUUCGUGCUGGCGGCGCGGGCAUCCCUGCCUUCUUUACGCCGACAGGCUACGGUACCCUCGUGCACACGGGCGGUGUUCCCGUCCGUUCCGAUGGGCGAGGAGGAGUGGCCAUCACCAGCCAGCCCAAAGAGCACCGGGUGUUCAACGGCAAGAACUACAUCAUGGAGCAUGCCAUCACCGGGGACUUCGCGCUCGUGAAAGCCUGGAAAGCAGACAAGGCUGGAAAUCUCGUGUUCAGGAAGGCGGCCCGGAACUUCAAUCCACUCAUGUGCAAAGCCGCAAACCACGCCAUAGCAGAGGUGGAAGAGGUAUGCGAGAUUGGAGAUAUCCCACCGGAUCAGGUGCACCUUGCCGGAAUCCACGUCGACGGCAUCUGCAGAGGAUCGCGGUCAUCCAAGGAACUAGUGGGCCCUUACCCGACGGAAGAUGAGGUGGACCCUGACAUCAUCAAUCCUGGCAAAGAAACAGUCACCGCACUGCCUGGAGCAUCCUUCUUCAGCUCCGACGAAUCGUUUACGCUGGUCAGAGGGGGCCAUCUUGACCUCACUAUGCUGGGCGGAAUGGAAGUGUCGCAACACGGAGAUCUGGCCAACUGGAUGAUUCCUGGCAAGCUGUUGAACGGGAUGGGCGGAGCCAUGGACCUGGUGUCAAGCAAAGCGCUCGGGACCAAGGUCGUGGUCACCAUGCGACACGUCACCAAUGACGGCAGGCCCAAGAUCCUGGAGAGGUGCACGCUCCCGUUGACGGGACUCCGCUGCGUCGACCUCAUCAUCACGGACAUGUGCGUGUUCGAAGUAUGCGAAGACCAAGGCCUCACACUUACAGAAAUUGCGGAGGGUCUCGGGCUAGAGGACAUCAUCCGAAACACAGGGUGCGCCUUCAAGGUAUAAUGUGCAUUGCGGCCAUAUAUUCUCGACUUUAUGAUGCUGUGACGUAAGAGCAGUACUAACCCCGGCGAAACUCCAAUAAAUUCAAAGAAGCUCA